Molecule: messenger RNA, 4971 nt
Organism: Mesoplodon densirostris (Blainville's beaked whale)
Lineage: Eukaryota; Metazoa; Chordata; Mammalia; Artiodactyla; Ziphiidae
Gene: CCDC180
Product: coiled-coil domain containing 180
Source: RefSeq, a predicted model, not a curated record
CUUCCCUGCAGGGGUGUCCAGCCAGAGGCCAAGAUGUCCUCAGUGGGGAAGGUGACCCAAAUUCCCAGCGGGAAAUUCUACCAGCAGAUCUUCGAGGCUGAGGUAAAGCUGGUCCGCUCCCUGGCAUCCACCAGGAAGCGAGCUAUGGAGCGUUCCAUGGCCCCAAAGGAUGGCAGGAAGCUCUUGAUGAAGAAGAUGGAUAUUCGUGAAGGGGAGAUGAUGUCUCCUCGACAGCGGAAGUGGGUGCACAGCCUACCCAAUGACUGGGUCACAGAAAACCCUGUUCUCUACAGGGAAAAGGAAAUAGCCAAGAAGGAAAAAGCUCAAGAGAGUGAGAACAGCAUUGCUGCCAGAGAAGUGCGGGGCCUCCCAGACACCCCCGUUCCUGAGAGGAGCAGCACCAUCACCCUUCAAGACCUAGAGGCUUACAAGAGGAGGGGCUAUGAGAGUGCUCUAGCGAGCUUUAAGGAGGAGAUCGAUCAGAUUGGGAUGGAAAUGGAACCUCUCAUCUUGGAGCCAGGAACCCUUCUUUUAAAAAAGCUGGCUGAGUCUGACGAAGACAUCAACAAUCUCUUCGAAAAGGUGGAAAACGACAACAACCUUGAAGACUACACCAUCCAAACCCUGUUGGAGCUGCGGGAUCAGGUGGCCGAGAAGUUCCUGCUCCAGAAGCAGGAGAUCGAGGAGCUGGACAAGACGCUGCACUCGCUUGAGUUCUCCCGGGCAGAUAAACUAAAAAGUGUGUUGAAGAAAUAUGUGGAAAUCAUAGAGAAAACUUCCUACCUCACGCAGCCCGACGUGUACAGGCUGAUCAAUAAAGAAGCCAUGAUCAUAAACCACGCCCUGCUGGGCAACCGGAGGGCCCUCGCCCAGCUGUUUGUCAACCUGAUGGAGGCCACGCUGCAGCAGGAGCUCGAUGGCCACCGCCGCUGGCAGGGCCUGGUGGAUGCCUGGAAGGCUCUCAAGAAGGAGGACCUGGUGCAGGGUUUCAGUGAGUUCAUGGCCAGUGAAAGGAUCCAGACUACUCCAGCUGUGCAGAUGGAGCUGGAGACCAUGUUUAAGAACCAGAGCGCCCUGCAGCAAAAGCAGCUGGACCAUCUCUUCACCAUCUGUGACCUCCUGCCCCCCAAUUACAGCAAAGCUCAGCUGACUGAAUGGCGUUCUACUCUCAACUCCCUGAAUGAGCACCUCGACGCCUACCACGUGGACUGCAUGACGCGGAUCCGCUUGCAGUAUGAGAAGACCUGGCAGGAGUGCCUGGCCCAAGUGCAGAAGUGCAAGAAGCAGCUGCUGGACUGGAAGGCCUUCACUGAGGAGGAAGCAGAGAGCCUGGUGAGCCCGUCCUUCUUCCAGAUGGUGGGAAAUCUCCAGAGCAAGGUGGAGGAGGAGCUGGAGGUCUUGGAUAAAUCCUUCGAGGCCGUGGCGAAGCAGACAGAGAGGCAGAGCUCAGAUCUCUUCAGCUAUUUCCAGGAGGCUGUGCAGCUGUGGGAGGUACAUCGGAGCAUGCUGUCGAAGCAGGAGCUGGAGCUCGAGAAGAGGAUGGAGCAGCAGCGGCAGAAGCACAGCCACGAGAGCCAGGCCCAGGAGGCUCACCUCGGUAAGCUCUUGGACCAACUGAGGCAGCAAAGCUGUGAGAAUACCCUGAAGUUACACCUGGAAAAGGCCAAAGAUUUUCUGAAGAAUAUGAAAUGCAGGUAUGAGAGUUUUCAUGUCCUCCUGACAAAGGAAGUGAUGGAGUACCCAGCAAUCAUACUGAAGGAACUCAACUCCUACAGCUCCACCCUCAGCCGACACUUCUGUGUUCGUGAAAUCUUUGAACAGAACUUGGAGGGUGAAGUCAUUUUCCGACUGAGGGCACCAGAACCACAUGGAAAGCAAUUCCAGGAGAGAAUGAGAAAACUGAGGGGAAAACAAAGGCCUCAAGCAGACACGAGCAAAGGUGAGGAAAGCGUAAGUAGGGGAACGAGUUCCCCCAGGCCAGUGGAAGACAUAGAAGAAGAAGAAGAUCAAGAAAUCGAGUGCCCCACCACUCAAGAGGUGGUAGUAAGGCCACAGGAAAAGUCUGUACUGAGUGAAGAGAUGGAUGAGUCCAGAGAGGACCCUAUUCCGGGAUUAGAAGAAAUGCAGGUUGAAAGAGACAGCUCCUUAAAAUCACCCCUGAACCAGGCAAACAUGAUGGUUCAUGAAGAAGAAGAGGAGGAGAAAAAGGAAAAGGUGGAGGAGGAGAGGGAGGAAGAGGAGGAAGAGCGUGAGAGGUCAUCUAUGGAUGAGGUCAGAGCCCAGGAAGAGAGUCUGGGAGUGGUCUCCCACGAGGAAAUGGAGUCCUUCACAACAUCCAGUGGAAACACUUACUUUGUCUUCCUGCCCCUGGAAAAAGAAGAGAGUAGCAAGAGGCCCCAUUCCAACCUUUCUGCCAUUCUCUUCAAUGACACUUCCAGUGCCAAUGUCCUAGAACAAGUGAUCAUUCUAUCCAGACUAGUUUUAGAAAUUAAGAAACAUCUUCGAGCUGGCUUUUUUGAGCACUUAGAGAAGUGGUUUGACCAAUGUGCCCUCAAUGCCCGGGUCAUCGUGGCCACCAAGAUUGAUGAGCUGGAUUCAGAACUGGAGCUGCGUCUGCACCUGCACCAGCCAAGAGCCCAGUUCAUUGAAAAGGACAUCCACAACGUCAGGGCAGCCGAACUCUUGCUUCACCAAGAGCGGCUGGACAGCCACUGUGCAGGGGUGAUGGAGACGCUGAGGAAGGAGAGGAUGAUGUUCUGCCAGUUCCAAGAGGAGCAGAACAUGAGGAGAAAAGACUUCUGGCGCAAGAUUCACGACCUGGAGCACAUCUUCUUGAGCACCACCAAGAGCCAGAAGCUGGUCACUGUCAGAAGCACUCUGCACCAGGAGCUGCUCAGCUAUGUCAACAUCGUCCAGGUGACCCUGCGCAGCUUCCGCCGGUACCUGGAGGAGAGCCUGGGCAAGCUUCGCUACACCAACGUUGAGUUUGUCAGGCACUGCAGAUUGUUCUCAGAGGGAGGCAACUUUUCUUCUGAAGAAAUUGACUCAGUGUGUCAUCGACUGGAGAAGGAAGCUGCCCGGAUAGAGUCUGUUGAAAAUUUAAUCAUGAUCAACAUGGAGAAGAUGGAGAGCGAGUACCUGGACCAGGCUAAUGAUGUCAUCAACAAGUUUGAAAGUAAAUUCCAUAACCUGUCUGUGGACCUUAUUUUCAUAGAGAAAAUCCAGCGGUUGCUGACAAAUCUGCAGGUGAACAUCAAGUGCGAGGUGGCAAAAUCCAAUUUGCAAACAGAUGGAUUAAAUUCUUCUCUGGAACAGCUUCAAAGCAAGGUACAAAUGUGCCAAAGCUCAAGGAGAGAUGAAAAAAGAGUGACCACAGAAGACCUCCUUGGCCUUGUUCGAACUUGGAAAGAAAAACUGAGCCAGAGGAUUCAGUAUCUCAACUGCAAGCUGGACAUGGUAUCCGUGACUCAAGCGGUCUUUACCGACAACAUCUUGACCGACCUGAAGGUAGAGAGUGACAUCCUGGUGUCUUCAAAAGCCCAUAAAGAAGAGGCCAAGGUAGACGUGGUCACCCCCAAGUCCUUCAGCCAGCCAAGCCGCAUGGGGAAGUCCCUGAUUGAAGACACAGCUGUGGAGGUGGUCAGGAAGAUCCUUCAAUUUCCUGACUCAAAAUGUCCAACCCAGCAGCGUGACAAAGAGCAGUCCCAAACAGGUAGAGGCAAACAGGUCUCAGGGCACCGGGUGGGGCAGCUGGUGGUGCCACCCGGCCCCCCCUCACCUUGGAUCCUCUGUUCUUGUCCUGGGUGCUCGUCACCCAAAGGCUUGAAGCGACUCCGGAACCGGGCAGAGCACCCUGUGAAGAAGGGCUUGUCCACUGCCAGUGCCACCGUGGCAGCGAGCAUCACACAGUAUGCCAAGCCCAACAGACGAGAUAGAAAGUACCGGGUGCUCGGAGACAAGCCACCUCCUCCGGCAGAGGAUUUUAAAGGCAUCAUCCUGAGCCUCCUGUGGCAGAGCAACGAGCACCUGCUGACCGUGGUGGAGGAGUUUUACCGCAAAAAGAAGCACUCAGUCACCAGGCCCGACUGCAUGUACGAAACCUUUGACCAGUGCGCAGAGAACAUCUGCAGGAAGAUCCUGGGGUACCACAGCCAGGCUGAUAAGUACCACAACUCCUGCCUCAUAGAAUUACGGGCCCAGAUGAAGAGAUUUGAGGAGCUAUUGCCCCAGGUGUGUUGGCUGGUGAUGGAAAAUUUCAAGGAGCACCACUGGAAAAAAUAUUGCACCUCUACCAAAGAGAUCCGGGGACAGUUCUCGAAUUAUCAGGAACAGCUGGAGAGAAGGAAGGAUGAAAAUGCCCAGAAGCUCCACCCAAAUCUCGGACACCCCACACAUCUCCAAGAAAUGGAGUCUCUGUGUCAGGUGGAAGAGAAAAGGCAGGAAGAUUUGGACACCUUGAUUGCGGUGACCAGGGAGCAGCUGGAGGAGUUCACCCGGAAGUACAGCCGGAUUUUUAUAGCCAGCUUGGCCGCCUUCACUGAGAAGUUGCUGCUGCAGUUGGAUGAGGUGGUCACCAUUGACGAUGUCCAGGUUGCAAAGAUGGAGCCCCCGAAACAGAAAACAUCAAUCCUAAUACGGAGGAAACUCACCGGGCUCUCCCUGAAGGAAGAGAGUGAGAAGCCUCUGAUUGAACGGGGGAGCAGGAAGUGGCCGGGAAUCAAACCCACCAAAGUCACCAUCCAACACAAGAUUCUCCUCCAGAAAACACCAUCAAUCACUACCACCAAAACGACCCUGGGCCACCUGGCAUCCGUGGAAGCUCGAGAUGCUAUCUAUUUGAAAUAUUUAGCGUCAUUUGAAGAGGAGUGGAAGAAGAUCCAGGACGACAACACACUGCAGGUGAAGGAGGCUCAGCGCUGGAAGGACAGCUGGAGGCGCUCUGUGCACACCAUCCAGGGCCUGUACUUGUGA